CAAACAAGUACCAUAUCAUCUCUAUCAUCAAACCUUCAUGUAGAACAAACAAUACGCCUUCAAAGAGAAAAGAGGAAAAAAGAAAUGCAUCCCUACCUCGCCGUCGCAAUCUACCACCCUCGAUACGGCAACUUCCAGCACUGGGCCCUCCACCUGCACACCUCCACCGAAGACACCAUCUACGAAGUCGACGGCGAGCAUCCGAGUUUCCAAAAAGUCACAUCAUCCGGCAACCCGCGCGACUCGGAGACAUUCAUCCACGCCAUAUUCGUGAGCGAAGUCGGGGAUCCCGACAUCCCCACCAUCAGAGCGAUCGUCGAUGGCGCCCGCGUGGACAACGAGACGCUGGAAUGGGACUGUCAGGAGUACGUCUUGGAGAUAAUAGAGGCGUGUGAGCAGGAAGCCGUGCUCGAUGAUCAUGAUCUGGAGUACAUGGAAGCGAAGGAGACGCUGAAACAGAAACGGGGGCCGAUGAUUUGAUUUGGUUUGAUUUUGGCCAUCUGAGCUGUCGGACCAUCGAAAAGGCCGGUUUGGUAUGGCAACGUAUCAAGAUCUGAUCUGUCGAUGGCUGCUAGAUAUCCUACCUCUGUUGAUCAGUUGCAUUUAUCCUAGAUGAACUAGCACAGGCUAAUAUGCGGAGCCCCUCCCCGAGCUCGGCUUCGAGAGCCGAUAUCAACCCUGCUUUGAGACGAAGAUCAGGAUCUCCGCUUGGCCUAAGGCGAACUCCCCACGUUUUCUCCGCAAUUUUAGCUUUAUCUCGUCAACAUGGAAAGUGGUACGUCGUGAGUUGGCAAGGUCGGAGUAGACUAGUCCCGUUCGUCUGCGUAUCAGG
Aspergillus steynii IBT 23096 is the source of this 832-nucleotide messenger RNA. RefSeq lists its product as uncharacterized. The record is from RefSeq and is a predicted model, not a curated record. Bases 85 to 480 code for a protein of 131 amino acids. Lineage: Eukaryota; Fungi; Ascomycota; Eurotiomycetes; Eurotiales; Aspergillaceae. The transcript has a single exon.